This is a messenger RNA of Episyrphus balteatus (marmalade hoverfly), 1267 nucleotides long. Its product is annotated as cytoplasmic dynein 2 light intermediate chain 1. Gene Ontology annotation, biological process: intraciliary retrograde transport; intraciliary transport involved in cilium assembly. Gene Ontology annotation, cellular component: ciliary basal body; axoneme; cytoplasmic dynein complex. Bases 222 to 1256 code for a protein of 344 amino acids. NCBI's taxonomy places the organism in Eukaryota, Metazoa, Arthropoda, Insecta, Diptera, Syrphidae. The record is from RefSeq and is a predicted model, not a curated record. Gene Ontology annotation, molecular function: dynein heavy chain binding. The transcript has 3 exons.
UUUUACCAUGAUUGAAAAAAGUAACUGAUAUUUCAAAAACAAAAUCAAUACAACGGUUUUUUCCUUUAUAUUUUUUUUAAGUCAAUGAAUGCGCAGAAUCUUUUUCCAUAUGAAACCCAAACAAUCUAAAUUUUCUUUGCUAUGACAACCUUUCGGGGAUAUCACAAUAAUACUUUCCACAAAUAUUCGUGUUUGAGAUUCCUAAAAUUAAAAAAAAAAAAAUGUUUUUAGACAAAUCCACGAGUGAAAAAACUGAAUCAAUUCAAGAAAUUGCAAUAAAAUUACUCGAAGAACAAAUUCGAGUACUUGAAAUUGAUAAUGAUCCAAAAGAACGAACUAUUUUUAUCCUUGGGAGCAAAGGAGUGGGAAAAUCAACAGCAAUAAAUUCAUUUUUUGAAAAAGAAGAACUAGUCCGACCAACUUUGGCCUUGGAAUAUACUUAUGGAAAGCGAACAAGUUCUACUCAAGGAAUUCAAAAACAAAUUCUACAUGUUUGGGAAUUGGGUUCAUUGGAGAAUUCAGAACAACUCAUUGAUGUUCCAUUGAGAUCACAUGGAGCUAAUAAUUUUGCAGUAAUUCUUUUUAUAGAUUUAUCACAACCCAAGACAUUGUGGCUUGAUUUGGAUAAUGCAUAUAAAGGUUUGAAAAAUGCCUACACAAAUCUACUCAAUGAAACGGAAUUGGCUGUAUUUAUGGAAAAAAGUAUCGAACGAGUGGGAAAAGAACACUCUGAUCAAUCUAUUAUGAUGGAUUUGUUUCCAUUUCCUCUGAUCAUUGUGGGUGGGAAGUAUGAUAUUUUUAUGGAUUUUGAUCCUGAACUAAAGAAACACAUUUGUCGGUGUCUUCGUUCAAUGGCUCACGUGUUGGGCGCCAGUUUACUCUUCUACUCCAAGCAAAUACCAAAACUUGCAAAAACAAUGAGAGACACUAUAAGUCAUUUGGGUUAUGGAAGUCCAACGCAACCUUUUCGAAGUGUUAAUAUUGACUAUAAUGCACCACUUUCUGUAUGGUUUGGAUCUGAUAAUUGGGAUCAAAUUGGUACGAAUCCGAAUUCAAUUGAACAAAUUGGUUUGAUAUAUUGUCAAGAAGUUCCACAAACAGAAAAUACAAAUUCCAAUGUGAUAAAUGAUCCAGCUAAAGAUCCAGGAUUUCAGGAGAGUAUAAUAGAUGAGUUGAGAGAACAAAAAAAUCAAGAAUUAGCUGCACUUAUUAAGGAGAAUGAAAUGAGGGGAAAAUUUGAAACUAUCGAUGGUUGAGUUAAUAAUUU